Messenger RNA from Hydra vulgaris (swiftwater hydra), 1326 nucleotides. The record is from RefSeq and is a predicted model, not a curated record. Lineage: Eukaryota; Metazoa; Cnidaria; Hydrozoa; Anthoathecata; Hydridae.
UUAAGUUUGAAUAAGUUUAGUUAUGAUAUAGUUCGAAUAUAUUUAUUCGAAUAUAUUUUUUCGAACUAAAAAAAAUCAAACUGUAAGACCAACACAACUACGCGAUGAGUUUGAGUAAACUUUUUGCUGGUAGGAAGAGGAAUAGUUCAGUAUGGAAAUGGUUUAAAUACGAUGCAUCAUCCGACAAAUCAGUAUGUUUAGUUUUACUUGAUGGUGAAAAAGUAUGCAAUACAAAGUUGUGUGGAAAGAACCCAACAAAUCUUAAACUACAUUUAGCAAGAAACCAUAAGUCUGUACACGUUGAGCUGGAAGAGUCGGAAUUAAAGAAAUUAAGUAAAAAAAAGCAAACAGGGAUAAAGAGAAAAGCAGUGGAUGAAAAUGGACCCACUCUUUUAGAAUCGUCCUCAAAUCAGAACCAGACCUUGAUUCAAUGCAUUAAUCGUAGGAAUACCGCAUGGCCUAUUAAUUCACACGAGCAUAAAAUUCGACUAAACUCUCUUAUUCAAAUGAUAAUUGCAACAUGUAAUGCAGUGACAUUGGUGGAUAAUGCGAGUUUUAGAAAGUUAGUUAAUACCUUGGAUUAUAAAUUUUCAUUGCCUGCUUCUGCCAAAAUUACUAGCCUACUUAAUGAAGAAUUUACUGUUUUAACGAGAAAACUUCGUGACUUCAUAUCUGAAGGCAGGCGCUUCACAAUAUGCCUUGAUGGCUGGACUAAAAAAGGUCUUACUGCGUCCUUUUUAGGAAUUUCGGUUUGUUUUUUUCAUUCAAAUCCGAAAAACCAAUACAUGCUCUGCUUAAUUUGUAUCUUGUGAAACAUCCACAUACAGGUGAACAAAUUGCUAAUUGUUUUGAAAAAUGCCUAAAAUAUUGGAAUAUUUCCAGAGAAAAAAUAUUGCUUGUUAUUUCGGACAAUGGAGCAAACAUGGUCAAAGGCAUAAAGUUGUCGAGAAUGAAAGCUCAAGCUGAACCUGCUAUACUUAUUGAAUUAGAAAGUGAGGUUAAUGAAGAGCAGAUAACAGAUCUGGAAGACGAUGAGAAUAUGACAAAUAGUGAAGAGUGGGAACAUGUUGACUUGAUAGUUGAUGUAAUAGAAAACGUAGCAUUUAGAAGAUUGGGAUGCAUUGCACAUGUUAUACAGCUAGUUGUAAAACUUGCAUAUGAUGGUAAAUAUCAUGGCUUACUUUUGAAGGUACGUGGAUUAGUGGGAAAAGUUCGCAAAUCUUCUGUUGCAUUGGAAAAAAUUAUCAACAAAUGUGGUAAGACUGUGAUCAGCGACUGUUCUACAAGAUGGAACAGCACUUACUUUAUGGUUCGGAGAUUUCUGGA